AUGGGUGUCCCUCUCAUCGACCACCGGUUGAUGGAGGAGAUCUGGAGCACGCAGCGUCGCCAUCUCCGCUGCAUCCAGGAUCCGCCGGGAGGGGCACUUUACGCAAAGACGGGUGAGAUGAACAGGGGCGGCGUGGUGCUCUCCGUCUACCGCUGCGCCCGAGGCUCCACUUCCCUCGAGUCCUUCCACCUCCACCUGUGCCAGUUCAUUCCAGGAACGUCUGCCAACGCACUCCACUUCCAGCUGUACCUGCUGGAGGGCCUGGUGCGGUGGAACGAGGACCGCGCCCGAGCUGCGGUGGCCGGCGGUGCCAAGUUCUCCACCGCCCGCUGCUACGACGCCCAGCUGCUGAGAAGCGUCAACAGGCUCAGCCAAAAGUACAUGGGGAAGACGCUGGUGGAGAACUUCACGCAGCCUGGGGAGUACACAGGGGAGCUCAUCGGGGUGGAGUACCUCUACUCCCAGACAGGCGACAGCGCUCUGCAGUUGUACUCGGUCCAGACGGACACGGCGGGUACCAGCACGUUGUACGGGCAGGUGAGGGAGAUAGGAGCUCUCUGGCAGAAGCUGUCAGACAGGGACAAGGCUCCUAUCUCCUUCCCCCCGCGGCACCAGAAGCAGCUGACCAAGGGCCGCUUCAAAAGCCGCGGCUCCGCAACAGACACCACGCCCGGCGUGGACAGCGUGACGCGUUCGUAUCUCGGGCAGGGCGGGGGUGCUGCACAGUCUCCUGAUGCCAGCAGGUUGCUGGAAGCCGUCUUCGUGGAGCUGUGCCGCAUUCACCACGAGGGCCGUACCCUCGCCGGGGUCCGGGUGAACCGCUGGGGGGCCAUCCGGAUGGACUACUCCCGGAUCAGGGAGAACCUGUACAACAGCCGGGAGCUGUUAAAAGCUGCCCAAUCCAACUCCUGGAGGUCAACCAGCGGACCUUCUGCAGUGAAGUGAGAGGAGCAAGGAGAGGAUGGUGGAGGUAGUGCGCCAGGGGAUGCCGGAGCCCAGCACUCAGCAGUCUGCAGCAGAGCCGCUUCCUCCGCCCAGGGCUCUGCUGCAGGAGCCUCUGCUGCCUGAGCGGCCUCUCGCGCUCUCUGAGGCAGAGAACGCCUCUGGCCAGGCGGUCACGCGGAGAGGGCCCCUGGCACCGGGGCUUUUCAACAUCCUGGCCAUUACAGCCCACGCUUCCACCUCUGCUGCCCACGCUCUGGCCUCCACGUCUGCUGCCCACGAUCGAUUACUGGUUAUCUUCAUGUCUUUUUAACGAGGAGUAAACAUGUGAGGAGCUUAUCUGUUGCAAAGUUGCUUUUGUAUACAAUUUCAGACAGGAACUGUUGUUUUAAUCCAACAUCGGAGUGAUGUGAGGUUCAAACCGGUUAUUUCGGUCAUGAAUAUGUCUGGCAGCAACAAACUAUCCAUCCAACCAUUCAUUCGUUUUCUGCCACUUAUUUGAAAUUACCAUUAUCUACUGGGGUUAAAGGUAUUAUCUAUGUACUGUCCAGUGCACAAAGAAUUAAUUAACUGUGGCUUUACAUUAAGUUCCACUGCUCAUCUUUGCCUCGUGCCCUCGAGCAGGAAAUAUUUCAGGCAAAAAAUUCUGAUGGAGAAUUAAUUCUCUUAUUGAUUUAAAUAUUUGUUGGCUUCACAGUCGUAUGAGAGUCCGAACCAGAAUAUUAAACCCUCCAGAUUAAUAAACCUUGCAAAUUGACCUCAAUGUUCCCGGCCUGUAUUCCCCAUUUUGAAUUUCACAUUGUUUGUCUGCUGUUUGCUCCCAGUUACCGAUAACAAACCAAAAUCAAUGGCUUAGCAGUCGUCUAUAAUCAGUGCAGUUGAUAACAGUGGCAGACACGAUGGGGUUGAGUGUUGACGGCGUCUGCUCUUUCCUAUUGGAUGCAAAUGUGACCUUUUCAAAUGGCAGGUCAAACCAUUAUUUUCUGUGCGUGUUACUUUAUUGAAUCGCCUGAAUACAGGGAAAGAGUUCACGCCAACUCAAAGACACAACAAAUAUUUGCACCAGCACCAUAAUAAGCAUAUUUGAAUAUUUGCACUACUGCACAAAUUGAACAUUCACUU
Molecule: messenger RNA, 2064 nt
Organism: Limanda limanda (common dab)
Lineage: Eukaryota; Metazoa; Chordata; Actinopteri; Pleuronectiformes; Pleuronectidae
Exons: 6
Coding region: 1-945 (314 amino acids)
Source: RefSeq, a predicted model, not a curated record